AUGCAUUCUCAUGGAAAGUUAGUCUGCUGUGAGAUUUGCAAUAAAGAAUUCUCAAAAAAAUACAACCUAGUAAUCCACAUGAGAGUACACACAAAAGAGAAGCCACACAGUUGCAGCAUUUGCAAUAAAGCCUUCUCAUCAAGAAGUAGUCAAGUAAACCACAUGAGAGUUCAUACACAGGAGAAACCAUAUAACUGUGACAUUUGCAAUAAGGCAUUCUAUGUGAAAAGUCAUGUAGUUAGCUGUGAGAUUUGCAAUAAAGACUUCUCAGCUGAGUCUAGCCAAAGAAAACAUAUGAGAGUAUAUAUGAAGGAGAAGCCAUACAGCUGUGAGUUUUGCAAUAAGGGUUUCUCACAGAAAGCUGGCCUAGUGAAACACAUAAGAGUACAUACAAAGAUAAUGGUCAUCAGCAUGUGUGAGGAUUUGGCUGUGUGGUUUUUAACUAAUUCUGAGAGGAACACAGAAGAACAUCCAGCUUUCAUGUCCUUGUAUACGUGUCUGAGUGUCUGUAUAUGCAUAAAAGGCAAAAUCCCAAAUGCUGAUCCUUGCUUAAUCAUGUUUGCUAUCUAA
This is a messenger RNA of Penaeus monodon (black tiger shrimp), 570 nucleotides long. Its product is annotated as zinc finger protein 235-like. NCBI's taxonomy places the organism in Eukaryota, Metazoa, Arthropoda, Malacostraca, Decapoda, Penaeidae. The transcript has 5 exons. The record is from RefSeq and is a predicted model, not a curated record. Gene Ontology annotation, biological process: regulation of transcription by RNA polymerase II. Bases 1 to 570 code for a protein of 189 amino acids. Gene Ontology annotation, molecular function: RNA polymerase II cis-regulatory region sequence-specific DNA binding; DNA-binding transcription factor activity, RNA polymerase II-specific. Gene Ontology annotation, cellular component: nucleus.